Messenger RNA from Scomber scombrus (Atlantic mackerel), 627 nucleotides. RefSeq names its product hairy-related 5 (gene her5). Bases 1 to 627 code for a protein of 208 amino acids. NCBI's taxonomy places the organism in Eukaryota, Metazoa, Chordata, Actinopteri, Scombriformes, Scombridae. Gene Ontology annotation, biological process: regulation of neurogenesis; anterior/posterior pattern specification; regulation of transcription by RNA polymerase II. Gene Ontology annotation, molecular function: protein dimerization activity; DNA-binding transcription factor activity, RNA polymerase II-specific; RNA polymerase II cis-regulatory region sequence-specific DNA binding. The transcript is spliced from 3 exons. The record is from RefSeq and is a predicted model, not a curated record. Gene Ontology annotation, cellular component: nucleus.
AUGAAAGCCUUAACUUCACCAGCGUCCCCCGGACAGAGGAGUAUGAGGAGGGUGUCUAAACCUGUCAUGGAGAAACGCAGACGGGAGCGGAUCAACCACAGUCUGGAGUCACUGAGGCUUCUGAUGCUGGAGCAAACCCACGACGAGAAACUGAAGAAUCCGAAGGUGGAGAAAGCGGAGAUCCUAGAAAGUGUGGUCCACUUCCUAAAGACGGAGAAGGACAUAGAGAAGGGUCACCGCGCCACCGGAAGAGUGUCCAAAGAGCAGAGACCAACCUACGCUCGCCAGCACAACUACCAGGAGGGCAUGACGUCCUGCCUGCUGAGGAUCAGUCACUUCAUAGCCAGCAAGAGCCAGCAACCGGAGGAGGGAGACGGGCAAACUUCACUCUCUGACCCCCAGACGAGCCCCUCCACUCCCGGGCGCCUCCACCACAGCGCGCUGGUACCCGCCGGUGACUCCGCUGCUCUGUCUCCUCAGCAUCCACCCCUCCAUCAGCGCCAGCACGGAGUCACCCACCCGUACCUCACCCAAAGGACCAACCUGUGUGACACCAGGAAGCUGCUGUCCUCCACAUCAGCCUGCACGAACAUCAGUGAUCCUGUGUGGAGACCCUGGCCGCAGUGA